GCAACCUGCGCCCUCUACACACCAAUACGUGAACUCCGUGAUCUGUCAAAUGUGCAUCCAAAUAAAAAACCUCAAAAAUGUCCAAAAUAUUCACGCCAACAAACCAAAUCAGACUGACGAAUAUUGCCGUAGUGCGAAUAAAAAAAGGAGGAAAACGUUUCGAGAUCGCCUGUUAUCGCAACAAAGUUGUGUCAUGGAGAAACCAAGUGGAGAAAGACAUCGAUGAAGUCCUCCAGUCACACACCGUUUUCAUGAAUGUGUCGAAAGGGCAAGUUGCGAAGAAAGAAGAUUUAAUUAAAGCGUUUGGAAAAGAUGACCAAACAGAAAUCUGUAAAGAAAUUCUGAUGAAAGGGGAGCUGCAGGUCUCUGAUAAAGAGCGCCAAAGUCAAAACGACCAACUUUUCAAGGAUAUCGCCACCACGGUAGCUGAAAAAUGCCUCAACCCGGAGUUGAAACGACCAUACCCUGUCACAAUCAUUGAAAAAGCGAUGAAAGAUGCGCACUACUCUAUUAAACCUAACCAAUCCGCUAAACAACAAGCUCUUCAGGUGAUUAAACUCCUGAAAGAGCAGAUACCGUUGGAGAGGGCGAAGAUGCGGCUGAAAGUUAUCUCAAAAGGGAAAAUAGCGAAGAAAUUUAAAGAUAAAAUUAGCAAAUUUGAAAGCGUUGAAAUAGAAAAAGAAGAUCGUGAUGAGGACCAAUUAACUCUGAUUUUUGUAAUAGAUCCUGGCUACUUCAAAGAAAUCGAUCAGAUGGUCCAAGCAGAAAUAAAAAACGGCUCCUACCUUGAAGUACUAUCAUAUAAGGAAAUGGCUUCAGGGCUUGAAUACAUGUAACGCUUGUAAAUUAAUUUUAUUAAAAUCUCUGUAAACUUCCUACUUGUCAGUAACAAUGUAUAUACAAAAUAUAAAUACACACCUACACUAAUUA
This is a messenger RNA of Zophobas morio, 930 nucleotides long. It is a transcript of the gene Sbds, whose product is annotated as ribosome maturation protein SBDS. The coding region runs from base 78 to 836 and encodes 252 amino acids. The record is from RefSeq and is a predicted model, not a curated record. Gene Ontology annotation, biological process: cytosolic ribosome assembly; ribosome biogenesis. NCBI's taxonomy places the organism in Eukaryota, Metazoa, Arthropoda, Insecta, Coleoptera, Tenebrionidae. The transcript is spliced from 2 exons.